GCACCGCCGAGGCGCCAGCUGCGAAGCCUGCACCUGGGAGAGCCGGGCCCCGAGGAGGACGAGGAGGAGGACGCGCCCCCACCCGCCCCCGGCUCGCGCUGCCCCUACGAGGUGCCCGGCAGGUGCCCCGCAGGCGCCCCGCAGGCGCCCCGCAGGCGCCCCGGGAUGGAAACGGUGCAGGAGCUGAUCCCGCUGGCCCAGGAGCUGGUGGCCCGGAGGCCGGGUCGGAAGCUGGUGAAGCUGUACGUGCUGGGCAGCGUGCUGGCCCUCCUGGGCGUGGUGAUCGGCCUGGUGGGCACCGUGUGCGGCCCGUUCACGGCCGCCAGCCGCCGGCGGGACGAGGAGGCGUUGGUGGCCGAGCUGCGGGCAGUGCAGCCCCGGCUGCAGGGAGGCAAGUCGCGGGGGGCCGUGCCCUGCGGCCGCGCGCUCUCCUACCGGCCCCCCGCCUCCUAGGAGCGGAGAGCUCCCCACAGCGCGGGCAGGGCCCGAGACCUGCAGACCUGCGCCCCCCGGACCGAGCCCUGAGAAGCCACUGGCUUUCAGCCCUGAGCUGCCACGUGGAGCCACCAGGAGGAGGUUGCGAGUGAUUUUGCUGCUGUGCAGCAUUGCACGAUGACAUGUACAAAAUCUAUGACCUUUGGGCUAUCUUGGGUGCAUCUACCAGUUUGCACGAAGGUGGAAGGCGGGGAAAUGCUUUUUAUAUUAUUAUAUUAUUAUUACGACGACCACCCAUUUUGCAUUUUUGAAAUAAAAUUCGUUUUAUAGUA
Molecule: messenger RNA, 767 nt
Organism: Nyctereutes procyonoides (raccoon dog)
Lineage: Eukaryota; Metazoa; Chordata; Mammalia; Carnivora; Canidae
Gene: G0S2
Product: G0/G1 switch 2
Exons: 2
Coding region: 166-453 (95 amino acids)
Biological process (GO): positive regulation of extrinsic apoptotic signaling pathway
Cellular component (GO): mitochondrion
Source: RefSeq, a predicted model, not a curated record